Messenger RNA from Sesamum indicum (sesame), 2255 nucleotides. Its product is annotated as pyruvate decarboxylase 1. The record is from RefSeq and is a predicted model, not a curated record. NCBI's taxonomy places the organism in Eukaryota, Viridiplantae, Streptophyta, Magnoliopsida, Lamiales, Pedaliaceae. Gene Ontology annotation, molecular function: thiamine pyrophosphate binding; pyruvate decarboxylase activity; magnesium ion binding. Gene Ontology annotation, cellular component: cytosol.
CAAGCAAAAAACCAGCACUCAACACCAUUUUCCUACUUUCACGAAUCCAAACCCCUAUAUAUCUACCCAUUCUCCCGUGCUACUUCUUCACUCCCUCCAUCCGUCUUGUUCUCUUCCACCGCCACCACUUUUCACUGUCAUCAUGGACACUUCUUUGAGCAACCCGGAGAAGAUCAACCCCACCAACACCAAUGUCGCAUGCCCCGCCGGAAACGGCUCCGUCUCCACCGUCCAAGGCUCCCAUCAGAGCCCUGCCGCCAACCCCGACGCCACCCUCGGCCGCCAUGUAGCCCGCAGGUUGGUGCAGAUCGGGGUGGAGGACGUUUUCUCCGUGCCUGGAGACUUUAACCUUACGCUUCUCGACCACCUGAUUGCCGAGCCGGGGCUGAACAAUAUUGGCUGCUGCAACGAGCUUAAUGCCGGGUACGCCGCGGACGGGUAUGCCAGGGCGCGGGGUGUUGGGGCCUGCGUGGUGACGUUCACCGUCGGUGGACUGAGCGUGCUCAAUGCCAUCGCCGGGGCGUACAGUGAGAACCUGCCGCUGAUCUGUAUCGUUGGAGGGCCGAACACAAACGAUUACGGGACGAACAGGAUUUUGCAUCAUACCAUUGGGUUGCCGGAUUUCAGCCAGGAGUUUCGCUGUUUCCAGACCGUAACUUGUUAUCAGGCUCUUGUAAAUAACUUGGAUGAUGCACAUGAACAAAUUGAUACAGCCAUCGCCACAGCUCUAAAGGAGAGCAAGCCAGUCUACAUUAGCAUCAGCUGUAAUUUGGCCGGAAUCCCUCAUCCAACUUUUGCCAGAGAACCUAUCCCUUUUUCCAUCUCACCAAGAUUGAGCAACAAACAAGGGCUAGAGGCAGCAGUCGAUGCAGCGGCCGCCUUCCUGAACAAAUCAGUGAAGCCAGUCAUGAUAGGAGGGCCAAAACUCCGAGUGGCAAAGGCUUGUGCUGCUUUUGUGGAACUGGCAGACGCCUGUGGCUACGCCCUGGGCGUGAUGCCCUCGGCAAAAGGGCUCGUCCCGGAGUGUCAUCCCCAUUUCAUGGGCACGUAUUGGGGGGCAGUUGGCACUCCCUUCUGCGGUGAGAUUGUGGAAUCAGCCGAUGCCUACAUCUUUGUAGGCCCGAUCUUCAAUGAUUACAGCUCCGUUGGAUACUCACUCCUCCUCAAGAAGGAGAAAGCAGUCAUUGUGCAGCCCGACCGUGUUGUCAUAGGCCACGGCCCUACAUUCGGGUGCGUGCUGAUGAAGGACUUCCUACAAGAGCUCGCCAAGAAAAUCAACAAGAACACAGCUGCUUUCGAGAAUUACAGGCGUAUUUACGUCCCUGAAGGCCAGCCUCGCAAGAGUGAGCCUAAAGAGCCAUUGAGGGUCAAUGUGCUUUUCCAGCACAUACAGAAGAUGCUGUCAUCGGACACUGCAGUGAUCGCUGAGACGGGGGACUCGUGGUUCAAUUGCCAGAAGCUGAAACUGCCUGAGGGAUGCGGAUACGAGUUCCAGAUGCAGUACGGCUCCAUUGGAUGGUCCGUCGGUGCUACACUCGGCUACGCACAGUCCGUGCCCAAGAAACGUGUCAUUGCUUGCAUCGGUGAUGGGAGUUUUCAGGUGACUGCACAAGACGUAUCGACAAUGAUUCGUUGCGGGCAACGUACCAUAAUUUUCUUGAUAAACAACGGCGGAUACACCAUUGAAGUCGAAAUCCAUGACGGGCCAUACAAUGUGAUCAAGAACUGGAAUUACACCGGACUGGUGGACGCCAUCCACAACGGCGAGGGAAAAUGCUGGACGACAAAGGUGUACUGCGAGGAGGAGCUUAUUGCAGCGAUUGAAACAGCUACGGGGGAGAAGCAGGACUGCCUGUGCUUUAUAGAAUUGAUAGUUCACAAGGACGAUACUAGCAGAGAGCUUCUUGAGUGGGGAUCCAGGGUGUGUUCUGCCAACAGUCGCCCCCCCAACCCGCAGUAAAUUACGUUAGUCUUUUGGGAAAAUCAUCGAUUAAAUUAGAUUUAGUUGAAUCAAAUCAAUCCUACAUUUACUGUAUAAUUAAUUUGAUUCAGAUUGGAAUUUCCCUAGAGCUUUGAUACAUGAGCAGUAGUUCAUGAACAGCUAGCUACCUGUGUAGAUGAGGAGUUUUAUGAUGAAGUGAGAGGACAUUCUUGAAUUUCUCGAGGUUUUCGAUGAAGGCAAUAAGCAAACUGUUCUUCCAUUAUUGUCGUGAUCCAAAUGAUUGAUAUCGAAAAAUUGAUUCGAUCAAAUUUAA